Colias croceus (clouded yellow) is the source of this 895-nucleotide messenger RNA. RefSeq names its product protein obstructor-E-like. Lineage: Eukaryota; Metazoa; Arthropoda; Insecta; Lepidoptera; Pieridae. Gene Ontology annotation, cellular component: extracellular region. The record is from RefSeq and is a predicted model, not a curated record. The transcript has 5 exons. Gene Ontology annotation, molecular function: chitin binding. Bases 111 to 824 code for a protein of 237 amino acids.
GCGCGCGUUGCUUGAAUCUGUCAGUUGCACCAGGGUUGCCAGUGGGGUCGGACAUCAAUCUAGUCAUAGUAAUUUAAAUUUUUAUAAAAAUCGAUUAUCAAAAGGUCAUCAUGAAAGUGUUCAUCGUGUUGGCAGCGGUUGCCGCUCUUGCAAAUGCCCAAUUCAAAUGCCCCGCCAAGGACGGUCAAUACGAAGAUGAGAGGCAGUGCGACAAAUUCUACGAAUGUGUAGAUGGUGUCGCCACCACCAAGCUCUGCCCAGACGGUUUAGUCUUCGACCCCACUAUUAGGAAGAUCAACAAAUGCGACCAGCCCUUCAACGUCGACUGUGGAGACAGGACUGAACUUCAACCCCCAAAGCCCAACGCGCAAUGCCCCCGUAGAAACGGUUUCUUCGCCCACCCCGACCCAACAGUGUGCAACGCUUUCUUCAACUGUAUCGAGGGUGACGCCAUCGAGGUCAAGUGCACAGCCGGACUCCACUUCGACGAGUACUCCGGUACCUGUGUCUGGCCCGACUCCAUUGGAAGACAAGGAUGCGCCGCACAAGACAAGAAACUCAAGGACGGUUUCGAGUGCCCCAAAGACCAGUUAGUAGACCCUCAAGGUCAAACCGUGGCUCACCCCAAAUUCCCCCACCCCAACGACUGCCAACGUUUCUACGUAUGCCUCAACGGUAUCGAACCCCGUGACCUCGGCUGCCAAGUCGGAGAGGUCUACAACGAAGAGACACAGAAGUGUGACGCCCCUGAGAACGUCCGUGGAUGCGAGGACUGGUACAAGGAUGCGGAAGAAGCCGCCCCCAGCCCCAAGGGAAGGUCUUAAGCUUUCAGUGAUAUAAUAUAAGUUACACCUAAGACUUGAUAAGUUAAAUAUACUUUAAGAUAAACCACGGA